AUGUUGGCUCCAAAGACGUUGCCGCAUCUUCCGGCCAUUCCCGGUGCUUUGCGGCCGCCUGCGUGCGCGGUGGGCUUGCGCUUUUCCAGGUCGCCGUCUUUGAGUCUUCGGCCGAGGCAGAGUGUGCAGACGAGAGCGACCAGCAGACGCACUGCGAUGAAAGGUGGAUCAGGAGGCGCUCCCGAGAAGGAUUAUCACAAGAAGGAGCUGGCCCUGGAUGUCUUCUUCUUCUUUUCCGUGCAGGUGCUCUUCAGGUACCUGGGCUGCACCAACACUGCCACGUGCGCUCUGCCGCACGUGGUGACCGCCGCCCGGGUCUUCUUUGUGCUAUUCAACACCGUGCUCGUGGGCGUCUACGCGAGGCUUCUGGGCCGCGCCCGUCGGCGGACGCAGACGCCGGAUGUCGUCGAGGACAUUGCAAACAUGGAGGGCAAGCUGAAAAAGGCAUUGAUCAAGAUCGUCGUGCUGCUUCUGCUGCACGCCACCCUCGGCCUCAUGGCUCCUCUGGUGACCAGCUGUCUGAUCAGCACCGUGGCCUUCCCCUUCUGGUGGGACCGGAAGAAGUCCAUGCUCUUCAAGUAUGGGCUCUAG
Symbiodinium sp. CCMP2456 is the source of this 591-nucleotide messenger RNA. The record is from the annotation of a GenBank genome assembly. NCBI's taxonomy places the organism in Eukaryota, Dinophyceae, Suessiales, Symbiodiniaceae.